AUGGUAACCGCUGGAGGUGCCCAGCCACCUGCUGGGCUGUAUGGGUGUGAGGGCCUGGCUGGGCCCCAUGUGGCCAUUGUGGCUGGUGUCUGGGCCCUCCUAGACCGUGUGCCCACGAGGACAGGGCAUGUCUGUGUCAUCACCGCUGCAGCCCCCAGCUCAGCCCUCAGGGGGGACGCGCCAAAGCAGGCUGUCAGCGACCGUCAGGAACAUGGGGAUGGCGGUGGGGAUGGGGGUGAUGGUGGGGAUAACAGUGGCGAUGGGGAUAGUGAUGGUGGUGAUGGGGAGGACGAUGAUGGGGGUGAUGGUGGGGAUGGCAGUGGUGAUGGGGGUGAUGAUGGGGGUGAUGGUGGGGAUAACAGUGGCGAUGGGGAUGGCAAUGGUGGUGAUGGGGAGGAUGAUGAUGGGGGUGAUGGUGGGGAUGGCAGUGGUGAUGGGGGUGAUG
This is a messenger RNA of Herpailurus yagouaroundi (jaguarundi), 445 nucleotides long. RefSeq lists its product as uncharacterized. The record is from RefSeq and is a predicted model, not a curated record. The annotation marks the transcript as partial. NCBI's taxonomy places the organism in Eukaryota, Metazoa, Chordata, Mammalia, Carnivora, Felidae. The transcript has 3 exons.